Brassica rapa (field mustard) is the source of this 1204-nucleotide messenger RNA. Its product is annotated as vesicle-associated protein 1-1. The record is from RefSeq and is a predicted model, not a curated record. NCBI's taxonomy places the organism in Eukaryota, Viridiplantae, Streptophyta, Magnoliopsida, Brassicales, Brassicaceae. Gene Ontology annotation, biological process: endoplasmic reticulum membrane organization. Gene Ontology annotation, cellular component: plasma membrane; endoplasmic reticulum membrane.
AAGAAAAAAGAAAAAAAAAACGAACAUAACAGCAAACGUACCGAAGAUGCGACUGGCUUUGACACGUGAGAGCCACGUGACAAACGCUCCUUAUUUAAAAAAUAACAUCUAUGGAAAAGACCAUAAUACCCUUGAGACAGAACAAGACAAAUAGCGAUGUCCCUCUCUCUCUCUUGAUCGACGGACUGGUGGUCUCUCUCUCUCUCUCUGAACCGGUCACGGGAAGAAUCUCCGGCGAUCUUGAUCGGGAUGAGUAACAGCGAGCUUCUCUCCGUCGAGCCUCUCGACCUUCAAUUCCCAUUUGAAUUGAGGAAGCAGAUCUCAUGCUCUCUUUACUUGACCAACAAGACCGACAAUCAUGUCGCCUUUAAGGUUAAGACAACGAAUCCGAAGAAGUAUUGCGUUAGGCCUAACACUGGAGUUGUUCUUCCACGGUCCACUUGUGAAGUUCUUGUGACAAUGCAAGCUCAAAAGGAAGCUCCUUCGGAUAUGCAGUGCAAGGACAAGUUUCUGCUCCAGGGUGUUACUGCUAGUCCUGGUGUCACGGCCAAGGAUGUUACUCCUGAGAUGUUUAGCAAAGAGGCUGGGUAUCUGGUUGAGGAGACUAAACUGAGAGUUACUUAUGUUGCUCCACCUCAACCGCCAUCACCUGUUCACGAAGGUUCUGAAGAAGGUUCUUCACCAAGGGCUUCUGUUUCUGAUAACGGAGGACAGGCUUCUGAAUUUUCUUUUCAGAGAUCUAGCGCGGACAAGGUUGAACCUCAAGAAAACACACCUGAGGCAAGGGCUCUCAUCACAAAGCUAACCGAGGAAAAACAGUCUGCCAUUCAACUUAACAACAAACUUCAAAGAGAACUGGACCAGUUAAGGCGUGACAGCAAGAGAAGCCAAAGUGGUAUCCCUUUGAUGUACGUUCUCCUGGUCGGACUAAUUGGUCUAAUUUUGGGAUACAUUAUGAAGAGGACAUAACCACCCCCCCCCCCCCCCCCACACCUCGGAAGAAAAGAAGAAAAAAAGAAACAGACUUUUCUUUGUUUAACUCAUUUUCCAGUCGGAACAUUCUUUUUUUCUUUUCUGUAUUUGACAAUUUCACCUAAGAAAGGUGUGCCUCUAGCGGAUUUAUAACUCAGUUUACUUUUGUUUUUAACUUUUGUAAUCCAAUGACUUUCAUUACAUGCUUCUUUGAAUGUUUCACUUCCUAAAA